AGAACGAGCAGGUGGCGGUUAGUGUUUCUCAAGCAAGAUGGGUGACGUGCUUGAUAAUUCAAAUUGUUUAACCUACGUAAGAAAGCCCUACGUAACUGCUUUCAUCUGCCUGAGCGAAACAAGUUUUCGAAGUGUGUCUGCCUCUUCUUGAGUGUCAAAGCAUUUGAAUAUUGAUUGCAUAUACUUACUUUGAAGUGGACGAUGUUACCGCUGCUGCUUCUACGUCAAGGGACGACUUUUCGCUAGUGGAAGCAAACGCUUUUUACAGGAAGCUUGAGCGUCGAAGCAAAGAAACUCUUGUUCUGCAAUUAUAAAAGUAGAACCUGAACGAGGACGCAUAACCUGAACGAGACUUGGUUGAUCUAGUGACGCCUACAAGCCACUUCCAAGAUGAAGCUCGUCAAUUUUUUGAUGAGGUUGAACAACGAAACCGUUCAAAUAGAGAUGAAAAAUGGGACGGUUGUGCAAGGAACAAUGACAGGUAUGCUCUCCCACAACCUCGCUUCUUUAAUGAAUCUCUCUUCUACGUACUAGCAAACCAAAAUGAAAUAAAAUCUAGUAAAAGAACUCAUCAAACUCAAACUGAAAUUCACGACACUUCUCCAUCAAGGUUGCGACACAUCAAUGAACACGCAUGUGAAGAAUGUGACGAUGAUAGUGCGACGACGGCCAGCAGUGACACUGGAGCAUCUGACAAUAAGGGGACCGACAAUAAGAUACAUUUUCCUCAACGAAGAGUUGGACCUGGACAAAAAGCUGCUGGAUGAUGGUAAUAUUUCAAAAUUUUGAAGUAGUACUAAAAAUGAGAUCUAGAAGUACGUAGUACUAAAAAUCCUCGAUCGAGGAACAAAAAAAUUCAACCCUCACAACAGCUGUCAAGGAAAGGACGAAACCCCCAAAACGCAAACGCGGUCGUCGCGGGUUCGGCGCAGUCGCGCCUAAAGGUGUUGGGAUCGGGAAAGGAAAAGGGAAAGGAAAGAAAUAGGCAGAUUGUACCGAACGCAGUCUUCUGAGACUUCGAUGAGAUGACGACACUGAAAUAAGAGUAACCAACAUAAUAUUAACGAUAUCAAAACCACCAUCACCCCGUGACCUCCUUCGCCCCCUCAUAGUAUUGAUUAUCAUUGGUCUCUGUUGCUUGUACCUGUAAGAUGCAACUUUACAACCAACUGUUCAUGGGAAAUAGUGAAAUCGCCGUGAUUUUGGUAUGUUCACGACAUGGGACCAAAAUUUGAAAGGCAGCAGGUCGUUGCCCCGAACCGCAUGAUACAGAAGAU
This is a messenger RNA of Amoebophrya sp. A25, 1277 nucleotides long. Lineage: Eukaryota; Dinophyceae; Syndiniales; Amoebophryaceae. The record is from the annotation of a GenBank genome assembly.